Messenger RNA from Arachis duranensis, 1289 nucleotides. Its product is annotated as protein LEAD-SENSITIVE 1. Lineage: Eukaryota; Viridiplantae; Streptophyta; Magnoliopsida; Fabales; Fabaceae. The record is from RefSeq and is a predicted model, not a curated record. The transcript has 2 exons. Bases 433 to 1122 code for a protein of 229 amino acids.
AAAGAGAAUCAUUUUCGCGUAGGGAGAAUGGGAAUAUUAAUCGGAAUAAUGAAGUAAGAUUCUUCCUUCUCCCUUUCUCUGCUCCUCUUCUUCUCCCGAAUGCUCGAAAAGCGUUGAGUAAAAGCAAAACAACACAAAGGAAAACCAUUUUCAUUGCGUUUAUCGGGGUUCCAAACUUACGCAGAAGAGAGAAACAGAGAAAGAGGGUUUCAGAUUGUAAUUUGAUCGUGUUGUUGUUGCAGUUGUGAAUUGUGAUUGAUUUGCAUACAAACACGAAUCAUACAGAACAGAAGAGGAAUUUAGGUUUUGAAAUGGGAGUGUUUUCGAAUAAGAUCGAUAGAGAACAACUGAAACCCGGUGAUCACAUUUACUCAUGGAGGCAAGCUUACAUCUACGCACAUCACGAUACCAGGAAUAUAUGUUGGUGAUGGAAUGGUGACCCACUUCACCCGGGGAGCAGGGCAAGAAAUUGGGACAGGAACUGUUCUGGACCGUCUCCUCGUUAGUUCUUCUCCUGCUCAUGAUCUUGACAAUCCUUGCCCAAAGUGUGGUGAUUUAUCGAAGAAUGAGGGUGUCAUUUCGUCGUGUUUGGAUUGUUUUCUUUAUGGUGGUGAGCUAUACCUCUUUGAAUAUGGUGUCUCAGCUGCUUUUUUUCUUGCCAAACCUCGAGGAGGUACCUGUACCCUUGCUGCUUCUGAUCCACCUGAAGAUGUCCUUCGCCGUGCUUCAUUUCUUCUUGAAAAGGGAUUUGGUGGUUAUAACAUUUUCAAGAAUAACUGCGAAGACUUUGCAAUUUACUGCAAAACCGGUCUGCUUGUGUUCACAAAUCUCAGUGUAGGUCGGAGUGGACAGGCAGCAUCUUACUUGGCUGCUGCUAGUGCUGUAGUUUCUACACCACUUCGUUUUAUGACCACGAGUAUGAGUGGUUUGGCCGCAGUUGGUUAUGGCAUGUACUGUGUUAGCCGAUUGGUUUCUGAUAUAGGAGUACGUCGUGACGUAUCUAAAAUUCCAGUGGAAACACUUGUGGCUUAUCAUAGCGUAAGUGAGCCGGAGAUGACUGGCAACAUAAAUGAACCAGAGAAGACAGCUGAGAUGCCCAAGGACACAGCCAAGAACGAUUAGCAUUGGGUCAAUAGAAUUUCCUUAUAGAAUGUUGUGCUUAAUAUAUGUUGUCAAUUCCUUAAACAAUUGGAGUUCCAUUAUUGUCUGCUUGCCGAUUUAAUGUAAAGAUGUUCUUCACAGACCAUUCUGUCAUUUUGAAUGUCAUAUAUAUCAAACAUUAUUGUCCA